CACAUGUUGGCAUACAAUAUUCUUAGAGGUACAUGUCAAUUUCUGCCCUUGGUCACAUGACCGGCGCUCUCUGCAAUGGAUGGAGAUGGAUCUCCACGUCAGCUCACGUCUCAAAAUCUUUGCUCCGCGGCUCUGCUUCAAAGCCACUGAAGCUGAAGCAGUCCUCUACAACGAUGCGAGGCAGUACUAUGGUUGUGGCGUGCCCAACCAAGUGUCAUGAUGGAUUUUGACGAGCGGGUACCCGUUGGGUCUAACAUGUAUUUGCCCAGCUGCACGUAUUACGUAUCUGGAACGGAAUUUUCCAGUCUUCCUCAUUUUCUGCCCCAGACCCCGUCUUCUUGCCCCAUGACAUACUCUUACUCCACGUCUAAUUUACCACAAGUUCAGACCGUUAGAGAGGUGUCUUUCAGGGACUAUGCCAUUGACACGUCCAGUAAGUGGCACUCCAGGGGCAAUCUGCCACACUGCUACGCGACAGAAGACAUGGUGCACAGGGACUGCCUGUCCAACCCUGGGACAUUGGGGGAGAUGAUAUCAAAAAACAACUCGGUUCUUUACCAUUCCAACGCGAGCCACACAUCCAGCGUGUAUGGCAGCGUCGGGAGAAACGGCGUGCUUCCCCAAGCGUUCGAUCAGUUUUUCGAGACAGCGUACGGGAAUGCGGAUAACCAGUCGACCGAGCCGCCGGUGGACAGAGCGACCAGCAAGGGACCUCAAGCCGCGGAAUCGGGGAGCGACAGCUGUCGGGCAACGGAUGAGACCGAGCGGUGUGAAGAGGCGAGCAGUCCCGAGUCAUCUUCUGGAAACCACGAAGAAAAAUUCAACGGCAACAGCAGUGGACAGAAGACACGGAAAAAGAGAUGUCCUUACACCAAAUAUCAAAUCAGAGAGCUGGAAAGAGAAUUUUUCUUCAGUGUUUACAUAAACAAAGAAAAAAGGCUACAGCUCUCCAGAAUGCUGAACCUCACCGACCGUCAGGUGAAAAUAUGGUUUCAAAACAGAAGAAUGAAAGAAAAGAAACUAAACAGAGACCGUUUGCAGUAUUACACCUCGAACCCUUUGCUCUAGACGGUCGUUCGCUGAGAAAUCCUUUGGCCGAGAUGGUUAAUUUCAAGUUCGUGGAUGCACAUUCCGACUCCCAGAGACUGCUGCGAGACGAGAUGUGACCUUCAUUCCUCUGACAGACUUUUUCAUCGAUGAACAUGCGUAUUCUCUAUACUCUUUACUGUUGAAAACAUUUUUUGUAUUAUUAGUGAUAUUAUGUGGAGGUUAGCAUCAUUCUAUCAUUUCUUAGAACGUUUCUCUUUAUUUUUUUCCGACCAAGAUCUUUAACUUUUCUCAUGUGUCAUAAAAUCUUCAAAUCUAUUAAGGUGGUAAGAGACCUAAUUAAUGGACAAUAAGGUGAUUUUUAAUCACUUAACCAGUUCCUUAUUUAUGCCUUGUUUGUCUAUUAUUUUACAGAAAUGUCGUAAAAAUAAGCCUGUUUAAAAAUAAGCUAUGUUUAUUGGGAACUAGAUGCAUCUUGCGCGCUAUAUUCUUUUACUUGAAUUCUAAAUUUCUAAGUUUAUAAAUUGAAAUAAUGCUUCUUUAUUGCGCAUUCUCUAGAACAUCAUUGACUUAACAACAUUGCUUAUAAACGUCUUCAAAAUCAAACUCAUAUUUAUUUUAUGUGAGACGUAAGUGAACGUUAAUGUAAAAGCAAUAACUUAUCCGAUACGGGCACAACUUGGGACCUCUGUCAGUCAAAAUCAAAAUAUUGUUUUCUAUUUAAGCUCUGUGGAUCUCCGCCUUCCUAUAAUAUGCGUGAAACUUUAUAGUAAUGUUGCAGGAACUCAUUCAUGUUCAUGCUAAUCUCUCAUGUUUAUAACAUCACUUCAGUGUUAUAUAAAUCAGUCUCUUGAAACA
This is a messenger RNA of Triplophysa dalaica, 1905 nucleotides long. It is a transcript of the gene hoxa11b, whose product is annotated as homeobox A11b. The record is from RefSeq and is a predicted model, not a curated record. NCBI's taxonomy places the organism in Eukaryota, Metazoa, Chordata, Actinopteri, Cypriniformes, Nemacheilidae. Gene Ontology annotation, cellular component: nucleus. Bases 217 to 1068 code for a protein of 283 amino acids. Gene Ontology annotation, molecular function: RNA polymerase II cis-regulatory region sequence-specific DNA binding; DNA-binding transcription factor activity, RNA polymerase II-specific. Gene Ontology annotation, biological process: anatomical structure development; regulation of transcription by RNA polymerase II. The transcript is spliced from 2 exons.